Zophobas morio is the source of this 1180-nucleotide messenger RNA. RefSeq names its product sodium-coupled monocarboxylate transporter 2-like. Gene Ontology annotation, biological process: sodium ion transport; transmembrane transport. Bases 1 to 1089 code for a protein of 362 amino acids. Gene Ontology annotation, molecular function: symporter activity. The record is from RefSeq and is a predicted model, not a curated record. Gene Ontology annotation, cellular component: membrane. NCBI's taxonomy places the organism in Eukaryota, Metazoa, Arthropoda, Insecta, Coleoptera, Tenebrionidae. The transcript has 7 exons.
AUGAUCGGUUUUUUAACAGUCUGUAGCGAAGGAAUUAACUCAGCUGGAGGUAUUUCAUCCGUUUGGAACAAAUCAGUAUCCGGAAAACGGCUUGAUAUUUUUGAUUUCGACCCAGACCCAACAAAAAAAGACUCGUUCUGGAUAUGUACGGUGGGUCUUGGAGUUCGAUCUUUGUUUUACAUUUGUUUAUCUCAAUCGAGCGUCCAAAAAUAUAUGAGUCUUUCAACCCUUCGUCGCUGUAGAUGGUCCCUUUCACUGUCUGGCGUGUGUUGGUGUAUAGUUAACAUAUGUGCUAUUUCUGUUGGUUUAAUAAUAUAUGCUAACUACUACAACUGCGAACCUGUAAUGGACAAAAAGAUUGGAAAGAAUGACCAAAUUGUAGCUUACUAUGUAGAACAAGUUGCAAAAAAAAGAUCAGGUAUCUCUGGGUUAUUUAUGGCCGCACUAUUAAGUUCUGCAAUAAGUACCUUAUCGUCAAGUUUAAAUUCGUUAUCUGGUGUUAUUUAUAACGACUUUCUCAGAAAUUUUUCAAAGAAAUCAUUUACUGACAAAACCAAUUAUUUGGGUGAAAUUCUGCCUUUAGCCGUUGCUAUUACAGGAUUAAUAGAUGGACCGUCGUUGGGACUAUAUACCUUGGGAAUAUGCUUCCCACAAGUAGACUCUACGAGCGCCUUCUACGGAACAAUUGGAGGUGUGAUUUUCGUAUCUGCUAUCUAUUUUCCUUCAAUGUAUUAUAAACAAAAACAAGUGAUCGUGUAUCCCGCUAAGGAACUCAUUGUCACUGGCUGCAAUGUUACCCAUGAGACAUUUUCCAUAACUUCAAAAUACUCGAAUCCUUUUCAUGAAAAUUUUACCAGCAACAGCUACAACGUCGAUGGGCUAAAUGUUGUUAAUUCGACAAGGAAAUUAGAUGAUUUCAAUGCGAAUCAACCAUUUUUCUUUUUUCGAAUCUCUUAUGCCUACUACUGCUUGCUGGGAGCUCUUGCAACUAUAAUUUUGGGAUUAAUUAUAACAUAUAUUAGAAAGUGUAAAACGAAAUCUCCCGUUGAUCAAGCACGACCAGCAAGCCUACCUUUGCUGGAAAAAUAAUUGCCGCACGCAAAAUUUUUCGUCACAUUUUAAUAUAAAAGCGAAGGAUAAAUCAAAACGUUUUAAUAAUUUGUUAACACCAUCGAUCGAA